Molecule: messenger RNA, 192 nt
Organism: Colletotrichum orchidophilum
Lineage: Eukaryota; Fungi; Ascomycota; Sordariomycetes; Glomerellales; Glomerellaceae
Exons: 1
Coding region: 1-192 (63 amino acids)
Source: RefSeq, a predicted model, not a curated record
AUGGAAUCCGAAUGUAGCGAUGGGAGUGCUGCACGAUGCGCAGUUGACGGACUGCUAGACGCACAUUGGAGUAUUCCACGAUACCGAAAGACAGGAUGGCCCACAUGCCGGACAAACCCGGUGGGCUGGUUAUGGAGAGCGAAACCAUGUCGAUGUUGCAGUUGUUCAAUAAAAUUAAAUACAAAUCGGUGA